CCCAUCCGGAAACUGGAAAGACUGGGACUUUCCUCCCCUCCAAAAGAAAACUACUUCUGUUCACUUCUGCCUCCCCCUUGGCUUGGCAAAGGCCUGGAAGACCCGCCCUGGGCAGCAGCUGGAGGAGGAGGAGGCAGGAAGAAAGGAAGGAAGGAAGAAAGAGAGAAAGAAACAAAGAAACCCAGCAAAGAAGGGAGGAAAACCUCCUGGACAGAGAAUUUAUAUUCAUGUCCUUACCUGCUUGAUCUUCCUGCCAGGAAAAGUAAAGAUCGCAGCCUCCGAUUCUGCCUUCACGCCUCUGCUGAAGUAGGCUCUCCAAGGCCUUUUCCUCCUACAGAAAAUGUACUUUCAGCAGCUGAUCUUGAGUCUGGCAUUAUCAGCUCUGGGUGGUUGCCUAGAAAUCAAGGUUCCCAAUGACCCCGCGGUGGCCCUUGUUGGCCAGGAUGCCACCCUUCGCUGCUCCUUCUCCCCGGAUGCCAAUUUCAGCCUGGAUGACCUCAGUCUUAUCUGGCAGUUGACCGAUACCAAGCGGUUGAUACACAGUUUUUCCGAGGGCCAGGACCAGCUGGCCAACCAAGAAAGCAGCUACGCCAACCGGACGUCCCUCUUCUAUGACCAACUGCCUCAGGGAAAUGUCUCCCUGCUCCUCCGGCGAAUCCAGAUUUCCGACGAAGGGAGCUUCACUUGUUUUGUCAGGGUCCGGGACUAUAGUAGCGCUGCUGUGGCACUGCAAGUUGCAGCUUUCUAUUCCAAGCCCAAUUUGAACCUGGAACCCAACAAGAACCUGAAGCCAGGAGACCUGGUUACGGUGACAUGCCACACUUUCUCUGGUUACCCUGAGGCCAUGGUCCUCUGGCACGAUGGCCAAGGGAACAACAUCACGGAGAACAUCACUACGUCGCAAGUGGCCAACGAGGAAGGCCUUUUUGACGUGAGGAGCAUCUUGCGUGUGGUACUUGAACCAAACAGCACAUACAGUUGCUUGGUGAAGAACCCCUUGCUUCAGCAGGAGACACAUGCUUCAGUCACCAUCACAGGCCAGCACCUUCUCUUUCCAGCUGUGGCCCUCUGGGUCACUGUUGGUUUGACCAUCUGUCUUGUCGUCCUCUUGAUCGCCUUGGCUUAUGUGUGCCAGAAGAAAAUCCGCCAGAGCUGCAAAGAAGAGAAAGAGAAAGCCGGGAUAGAGGAACAAGACGAAGGAGAAGGAUCCAAGACAGCUUUGCAGCCUCUGAAGAGUGUGGAUAUCAAAGAAGACAUGGGAGAGGAAAUAGACUGACAGGAACCAGGAGGGAAUGCCGUGAUAACCCCAGAUAGGUCCUACUCUGUGGGCUCUUCUUUCAGAAGUGGACUGUAGAAAACACGGGAGAGCCUCGUGGAGACAUCUCAACUUCUGUUUACUGGUUUCAGUCACCCGUUUUCCCCUUAUUCAUACUCCUAAGUGUUAACUCUGGAUAGGCUUGGUUUCAUUGUCUGGUGGUUCCCAUCAGAUGUCUCGAAUUGGGAAGAAAGACUACAGCAUUCGCCUUAACCUCCUUCCAUCUUCCUCAUUUGGACUUGGGACACCCAAAUUUUGGACAUAGAUUCAAAGGAGAAAAGGGAGACUGGGCAAACCUGAUGUUCUGCAUAAUUGUUACGCCAAGGAGAAGACUUUGGUUGGAUUGGUGUGUAGAUGUUUCUACCUCUUCGGUUGAUUUUUUUUCCCCAAAAGGCUACUUUAAAAAAACUAACAUAGCUACAAGGGUUUCCAUAAAACACCAAAACAUUUCAUAUCCUGAGGCUGAAAGGAAGCUACAGAGUUCCUUCUGCAAAAGAUGUCAACGCUGGAGAUGAUGGGACAACAUCAUCCACAGCAUCUGAAAGCAGCAGGAUGGCUUUUCUUCUAGGCCUUGAAGCUUUGUCUUCAAGCAGUUUGUUACCACCGCUAGGCAUGUCCGAUCGAUGAAAAAAAUGUUUCAAUUCUCGUUUCUAAAGUAGGGGGCGCUGGCGCUUUAAUAUAGAAAGUAUUUCCGAUUUUUUUACCCAAAAAUUUCGGAUAUUUCCGAAAAUUCGUAAUGAUUCUAAAUGUUUCUAAAAUGGCGGACGCGCAUGCGCAAUCGCCCAAAAAGAAAGGGGGGGGGACUUUACAGGGCUCUCCCGCUCUCAUUUCUUGAGCUAUCCUCAUCAACCCUAGCCCCCACCUUUGCGUCCAUCGUGGAAGCUUCUGAUUGGCUGGGGAGCGGCAGCCAUGUCAGGCUGCGCUAAGCUCCCAUUCUAGGUAGGUUGCAGAAACAAAAAAAAAUUUAAAAAAUAUUUUAAAAAAUAUAUUUAAAAAAAUUUGGGGGGAAAAAAAAUUAACGAAACAUUAAGAGACAAUUAGAGAAUGGGCCAACAAUGGUUCGAAUUACAUUGCUGGUUGCGCUGUGAGACAAUGUCUUGGAAUGCGUAUCAAAAAGCGAGAACAAUCCGAAAUAAUUCCGAUAUACGAUUCAAAACGAUUUUUUGGACAUGUCUAACCACCGCUGAUGUUUUGCCACCCAAAGCAACUGCUUUUCAUCUGUUUCAUGGUAGGCAGGCGCUGGAUCCAUAAGUUUUGCAUGCCGAGGCUCUUAAAUUCAUUUUGCAAUGUCUUGCGUGUGCCUUUAUGUCACCUCUUGACGUGUGGCGACUCCAUGAAUUUCGAGUUUUCUUCGGCAAGGAAUACUCAAGAGGUGGCUUUGCCUAUUUCUUUUUCUGAAAUAUAGCCUGUGCAUAUAUUUCCCUGUGAAAAAAGGUUGGACAUUUUUGUCUAAUGUGGAAUUUCUGCAUUCAGUUUGAGAUUGAGGCCAAUUUGAGGCCAAUUUUGUCCUGUUGCACAAAUGAUUGUGCAUUUGAGGUUUUUUUUUCUCCUUUCCUUGCCUAGUUUAUCCAUACCUCACAACCUCUGAGGAUGCCUGCCAUAGAUGUGGGUGAAACGUCAGGAGAGAAUACUUCUGGAACAUGGCCACACAGCCCGAAAGACAUACAACAACCCUGUGAUCCCGGCCAUGAAAGCCUUCGACAACACAUUUGAGGUUACAUAAAUUGCUCAUUCACGUGGGCAUUUGGGGCACCUCUAAUUGUUAUUAUUAUUUUUAUUGUAUCAGAAGUGGCUUGAGAACAUACUGCAAGUUGCUUCUGGUGUGAGAGAAUUGGCCGUCUACAUGGACAUUGCCCAGGGGAUGCCUGGAUGUGUUACCAUCCUGCCGGGAGGCUUCUCUCAUGUCCCUGCAAGCUAGAGCUGACAGACGGGAGCUCACCCCAUGUCAUGGAUUCCAACUGGCGGCCUUCAGGUCAGCAACCCAACUUUCAGGUCAUCAGUCCAGCUGGCAUGAGGGUUUAACCCAUUGCGCCACUGUGGGUCUUAGACCUCUAAUAAUGUCAGUGGUUCUCAACCUUUUGGCCUUCAACUCCCAGAAAUCCUAACAGCUGGUAAACUGGCUGGGAUUUCUGGGAGUUGUAGGCCAAACAAAAUACCUGGGGACCCACAAGUUGAGAACCAUUGAAUUAUGUGAUCUUGCCAUUCAGCACAUGACUGCAUAGCACAAUUGUGUGACUCCACGGGUGGAGUCUCAGUUGAUGUUUCCAAGCUAUUCUCAUCACUGGGUAGCAACAAAUGAGAGAGUUUCUAUCCGAGAAUCAAACAAUUGCAAGAGUUGUAAGGAGGCACGUGGACCAUCCUGUCCACCUCCUUCAUAAUGCAGAGAUACAAUUCCUCAACUCCCAAUGAAUUCCCACUCAACCAGACCACAGAAAUGGAAAAGCAUAGUUCUGAUUGGGUUUGGCUGUUGACUUUUAGAAGCAGAGGUGAAAAAUGUCAAGAUCAGUGCCAGGGGUCAGGGUGCGUGAUGGGUGGGUUUCCUCAAACACCAUCAAUCAAUCAUGCUCCGGACCAGCACCCUGAUGAAUUGGUGAAUUUCUGCCCUCACCAAUUCCUCCAAAAUCAGACUCAAAGACAUCUGCAGUCUGAGGUUCAAACAUCUAUUUAAUAUUUACAGAGAUAUUUACAAUUGCAGCAAAGUCCAUCGCUCGAAGCUGGCAUUCUUCGGCUCGGCUCAUCUCUCGCACAGUUCAACAGAGAGAUAAGAAGGCACAUUCCUUAGUCCGAAGGAAGUUCUGACCUCCAAGGCCGGAAAUCAUGUCUCAUAGGUCACAGCAGGCUGUCAGUCAAACUGGCCUGCUGUUAACUGUUUCAAAACGGUUGCAAAACAGCUGAAACACUUGAUUUACAUUUCAUAUACACACAACCAAAAAUCCAACAAAAAUUCUUUGGCCAUACCUCUUGUAUUUUUUUUUAUUAAAAAUAUCAGACUGAAUAGGUGCUAGCUGGGAGAAAUCUGCUGGUCAGAUGGUCCCACCCUUUCCUAUAACUUACACGAUGCUCUAAGGUACAUCUCAAUAGCUUGACCCAAAGAGUAGAUGUCAUUUCUUGAAUCUCCAUAUGCAGUCAAAAAAUAAUCAACAGGUAUAGAAUUUAGUGCUGGGAAAAUGUACAUUUGCAGAGUUUGAGGUGAGUAGUUACAUUUCCCUUCUAAUGCCUACCACUUAAGGUGGUUUAUUCCAUUUGCUAGCCUUCUGAUGUGUUGGACUACAUCUCCCACCAUACUUUCUCAUUGGAGGACAUUGCUGGGGAUGAUGAGAGUUGGAAGUCCAGAGGGUGCCAGAUGGGGUUGGGAAAUGGGAAAUGAGAGCUACCAUUUGAAAGACUAAUGUUUGAUUUAGCGUGAAAGACAACCGGCAUGUAAAGAAGUUGAGAUGAGGUUCAAGGUCAAUAGGAAUGUAUUGAAUUGUGGAUUGUCGGGUGCGUCAGCCAGGUAUUUCAAGGGAGCUGGAAACUUUAAAAUCAGAGCUUUUUAUAUGAGUUAGCUAUUUAUGUGUUAGAGUCCUUGGUGCCUUUGGAGAACUAAUAAACGUUUGGUUCUUAUGGAAAA
Molecule: messenger RNA, 4925 nt
Organism: Anolis carolinensis (green anole)
Lineage: Eukaryota; Metazoa; Chordata; Lepidosauria; Squamata; Anolidae
Gene: cd276
Product: CD276 molecule
Exons: 8
Coding region: 341-1276 (311 amino acids)
Biological process (GO): T cell receptor signaling pathway; regulation of cytokine production
Cellular component (GO): external side of plasma membrane
Molecular function (GO): signaling receptor binding
Source: RefSeq, a predicted model, not a curated record